UUGUAGGCGAUGAUGGCGGAAGGGGAGCAGCGCUGACUUUUCUACGAGUUCUUACUGCGGCCGAAGAACCGUCUACGACACCGUUUCUCUCCCUUCGAAACCCCUUUUUCCCGACACGAUGGGGAACGAGGCGAGCAUGGAAGGGGAGGGACCGGCGGGGCAAGGCGGCCCCUGCGCCGUCCCUGCAGCGGGGACUCCGGCUUCCAUUUCAGCACCGGCGGACGCUGGACAGCUCGUCAAGCCGAGCAACGGAGCGCCUAUCGGGGGAAGCGGCGCUGGAGUCGGCCCGGGGAUUAACAGGCCGCCUGCAUCAGACCCAGGCCCUAAAGCAGGAGUACACAGCAGCCAUGGAACAGGAGACAGGUUGGCCUCCCAUGACACCCCACCGUCCCAGGGAGAGCAGGGCCACGAUCAUGUGUCCAGGAAGAACUUGCAUGUGGACGUGGGAAGCAGCAAGACUGGAAGGUCCCCUUCGGUAUCCCCGGAUCGAGGCAGCGUCCCUACCUCUCCUUACUCUGUGCCUCAAAUAGCGCCCAUGCCCAGCAGCAAGCUGUGCCCUGUCUGCAAAAUGGCUGACCUGACUGGCACUGGUGAUGACAAGCCAAACUUCAACACGUGCACGAUGUGCCGCUCCAAUGUGUGCAACCAGUGUGGCUUCAACCCCAACCCGCACCUCACUGAGGUUCAGGAGUGGCUAUGCCUAAACUGUCAGAUGCAGAGAGCGCUGGGGAUGGACAUGACCACACCACGUUCUAAGAGUCAACAACAGAUACACUCUCCUUCUCAUGCUGCCAAACCAGAACCCGGACUCGAUGCUUCUUCCCAGCCAACCCUUCAGACACAGAUGCCUCCUGAGACACGACCUCCAGGGCAGACCCCUCCGGACCCCGUCCCUUCCAAACAGACUCUUCUGCCUGGCUCAGGUCAGCGAGUGACAAAGUUGCCUCCGGGGGCAGUGCCUCUCCCUGGAAUGGCCAAAGCCCCAUCCCAGCCCGAUUUGUCCAGAAACUCCCCCGCCCACCAGCCCCAUCCGCCCCGCCAAGACCAGACACGCAGUGCAGGCAGCUCCCCCUCACGACAGCCCCCACCACCUGAGCAGACUUUUGGGAAAUUAUUUGGCUUUGGUGCUUCUCUCCUUAACCAAGCCAGUACGCUUAUAUCUGAGACCACUCAACCCCAACAACCACCCCCAAAACAAUCGCCCAAACCAGGUGUAGGACCUGGGGCACCUAAACCCUCAGGAUCUCAACCUACACAACAAGGUUCUCGAGCUCCACCUCAGCAGCAGCAUCAACAGCAGCAGCAUAGGGAGCAGCAGCAGCAGCAGCAGCAGCAGCAACCUGCUCCUCCAAAGUCUUCUAAACCCAAAAUUUGUUGUCCUCUUUGCAAGACAGUCCUCAACACCGGCAACAAAGCCGAACAACCCAACUAUAAUAUCUGCACCCAGUGCCACUCCCAAGUCUGCAACAUGUGCGGCUUCAACCCCACUCCUCACCUGGUGGAGGUAAGGCUCAGAUUCGGUGUGUACAGUGCAACACUCCGCACACCAUGCUUAUGGUUUUCCAAAUGAUUUAUCGACACUCCAGUGAGAGAUGCUGUGUCAUAUUAUUACCCAGAGGGCCUUGUAGUUAUGAAUUUGUCCAUGUCUGGUGUCAGUAAGAA
Entelurus aequoreus (snake pipefish) is the source of this 1662-nucleotide messenger RNA. Its product is annotated as protein bassoon-like. Gene Ontology annotation, biological process: presynaptic active zone assembly; protein localization to synapse. The record is from RefSeq and is a predicted model, not a curated record. Bases 119 to 1570 code for a protein of 483 amino acids. Gene Ontology annotation, cellular component: GABA-ergic synapse; axon; glutamatergic synapse. Gene Ontology annotation, molecular function: metal ion binding; structural constituent of presynaptic active zone. The transcript is spliced from 3 exons. Lineage: Eukaryota; Metazoa; Chordata; Actinopteri; Syngnathiformes; Syngnathidae.